UUCAAUGGGGCACUCGUGAUUGUCUUUUCUUCUCCUUUUUUUACGAAAAAAAAUAGGAUAGACUUAAAAUCAUGUGAAGAGUACCGAAUGCAUCGUGCGGUAAGAAUUGGUUUAUCGGGAACGUAAAGGCUGGUUGGCCAUCGUCUGGAAUGUAUGCCGCACCUCCAACGGGAACUCUACCUCCCUUCGUCAACGGUUCGCAAGCAUUCGUCUGUAGUAUUUAGACUCUUAAUUCCCCUCUUGCUUCGAAGCCUCCCAAAGCAUAUAUUUAAGCUCCCAAGUUUAUCUUGGUGGUUGGAUCCGACCACUUCUAUAAACGUCAUAACACUCCUUAUUUCCCCUUUUGCUGCCACACUGAAGAGGUCUUAUCCCGCUUUGCUUUUCUCUCUCUCUCUUCUGAGAAGUCGCACAGCGUCUGACAUUUACUCAGAUAUUAACUUUACUUUUCAAUUCUCUCUGCUUUCUCACCAUAUUCUCACAUCAGCAUGCUAUCUCUUUCCACCCUCGUGGCUUGUUCCUUAUGGGCUUCUAGGGCCCUUGCCGGCUAUGACGCGGGCGUCACCGAAAAUAUUGCGAUAUACUGGGGACAGAACUCGGCCGGCGCAAUUAGCGCAGGACAGCCUCAAAAGAACCUAGCGGAAUACUGCACUAAUGCGGCAGUGGACGUUAUCCCUAUCGCUUUCUUAUCCAGCUUCAACCCGAUCCAGCUGAGCUUGACAAAUAUGGAUGAUGACAAAAACCUUGGCGACGACAUUGCUGCAUGCCAGGGAGUAGGCAAAACGAUAUUGCUGUCUAUCGGCGGUGCCAUGUUCUACACAGGACCAUCCAGCCCGCAGCAAGCCCAAUAUCUAGCUGACCAAGUCUGGGCUAUGUUUGGCCCCCCGAGCGGUGGUCCUGCCCCGCGCCCAUUCGGCAAUACUGUUGUCGAUGGCUUCGACCUGGAUAUUGAAGCCCCGCUUCAGAACAUCGCACCCUUCGCCGCGCGUCUGCGUCAACACAUCGACGAUGCCAACAGCAAAGGGGGGCGGAGGUUCUAUCUCGCCGCGGCGCCGCAGUGCCCGUUCCCGGACCAGAACAAUCAAGCCAUCUUGCACGGUGAUGAUGCUGUGGCCUUCGACUUCGUCAUGGUACAAUUCUACAACAAUGCUAAGUGCGAUAUUCGAGUUUUCAGCUCCGACAAUCCCUCGGAGUCGGGCUUCAACAUGGACCAGUGGGAUAAGUGGGCGCACUCGAGCAAGAACCCAAAUGUCAAGGUCUUCCUCGGUAUUCCUGGUGGUCCUUCUGCCGUGACCUCCUCUGAGAAGGCGUCGUACAGGCAGCCCAACCAAUUAGCCCCUAUCAUUUCCUAUAGCAAGAAGUUCUCAAGCUUCGCCGGUGUCAUGAUCUGGGACAUGUCCCAGGUGUGGGCCAACCCUGGCUUCCUCGACGCUAUCUCUAACGACGUGAAGUGUCCCCCCACCGCAAACGCGCGAAAGUCAAAUACUGCGUCCCUUCAGAAGUCACGGCGUAACCAUCAGAGAGAGUGGAAAUUGUAGGUUGCUUGUGUAUAUAUAUCAUCGCCCACUCGGAUUUGAACCCAAAAAAUGUACGAAGGUCGGAAGAUUAUGUCGAGGGGACGUACAGGAUGUAGUCGAUGAUCGCAUUGGACCUCUGGUAGGCGCCGACUACUUGAUAAGGAUACUUUUAGCGGAACUUGGCCAAAACUUUUAGGGUCUUAGCAUUUCCCUAUGCGUACUAGGUAUAUAUAUAUAUAUAUAGGUUAAGGGGGUCGAGGGGGGAAUAAUUCUG
Molecule: messenger RNA, 1788 nt
Organism: Annulohypoxylon maeteangense
Lineage: Eukaryota; Fungi; Ascomycota; Sordariomycetes; Xylariales; Hypoxylaceae
Product: glycoside hydrolase family 18 protein
Exons: 1
Coding region: 486-1535 (349 amino acids)
Biological process (GO): carbohydrate metabolic process
Cellular component (GO): extracellular region
Molecular function (GO): chitinase activity
Source: RefSeq, a predicted model, not a curated record